Mycotypha africana is the source of this 2273-nucleotide messenger RNA. Its product is annotated as cleft lip and palate transmembrane protein 1-domain-containing protein. The transcript is spliced from 8 exons. Gene Ontology annotation, cellular component: endomembrane system; membrane. The record is from RefSeq and is a predicted model, not a curated record. Lineage: Eukaryota; Fungi; Mucoromycota; Mucoromycetes; Mucorales; Mycotyphaceae. Bases 110 to 2164 code for a protein of 684 amino acids.
UAGUCGUGUCUUCCUUCUGGGUUCUAAUGGCAGAAAUUUGUUAUUGCAAUCCACGUAGCGACGCUUUUUCCUUCUUUUUCCUUUUUCUUCAGUGCGUACUUUACAACUUAUGGCAGAAGAUAAAGGCAGCGGAGAGCCAGUGCCUGAUAAGGCUUCCUCAAAUGCAGGACCGUCGCAGCAACAGAACCCUCAACAACAACAACAACAACAACAACAAGAGAAAAGUUUCAUGGAAAAAUAUGGUGGAGCAAUUGUUAGAAUGAUCUUCUUUUGGUUGUUAACGAAGAUGGUCAUUGGAGGUUUCAACAGCAGCAAUACUGUAAAUCAAAAUCCAGCAAACACGAAUACCGAAACUUCAAAACCUGUAUUUGUUCCUGGCGCUGCCACGUUACGUGAUUAUGCUCAAAACAUCCCUGAUGAUGUUUUUUAUUAUCCUCCCCCUCAGCUACCAAUAACAGAUUUACCAGAAAAUAUGCUCCCUUUGUGGCCUGUAGGCACACCAAUGGAAAUGUCAAUCUAUUUGAGUGAGGAUGAGUACUUCACAGAUUAUUCAAUGAAAGCAGAUUAUAAAACAACUGGAUUACAAUAUAAUCAACCUUUCACGGCGAGAGAAUAUCAUUUGGAUAUCUCUACAACACAGUCUAUGCAGCACAAUGGUACUCUAUAUGCUCACAUCUUUUUGUCAAAUUUUGGAGCGCCUAUCAAUCCGACAGCUGAAGGGUUCAAUCGUGAUCUGAUCGCUUAUUACAGACACGUAUUGACCAAGUUUUACCCUCAAAAGGCAGUCGUCAAACAAAAGAACCUGCUGAAAGGCAGCCAUCAUGCAGAAAAAGUUGAAGGAGAAAGCGAUCAAAACCACAAUGAGAAAGGAGAGCUCGAAGAGGAAAUUGAUAAUCACGAUAUAAACAUUGAUACUGUUAACGGGGGUAUCAGAGGUUUAGGUGCAGGCCUUUUGGGUAAUCUUACCCGUCGUGGCCCAUUAGUUGCUCAUUGGCAAGAGAAUGUCACGCUAACCUUAAUAACUGAUAAAAAGAGCAUGCUUCCUAAGAAUGUACUACAACCUUCUGUAAUGAAAUAUAUUCAACUUGAUCAUAAUCUUGCUCGUAGUGCUUCUGGUAAACACGGUUUUUACAAACCUAUUAUAUUCCCUAACGAGUUUUGGUCAUUGCAACAGAAUGCAUACCCAAUCAAUGAUUCUGUAUCCACAUUACCGUUGAAUAUUCGUAUCGAGCCUAUCUCUAUGUGGAAAUUCAAUAUUUAUUCUACUUUGGAUGACUCAAUGAAGCAGCAAGCCAACAGUCCUAUGGGGGGUAUGAGCUCAAGUGAUCUAGAUGAAGUCAAGCGUAUGUUCUUGGAAACCAACCCACUUCUUCUCGGAACGACUAUUGCUGUGAGUUUGCUCCAUUCUCUCUUUGAAAUGCUCGCUUUCAAAAAUGACAUUGCAUUCUGGAAGAAGAAGCAAAACAGUGCCGGUAUCUCGGUUCGUACAUUGAUUGUCAACAUAUUUUUCCAAAUCGUCAUUUUCCUUUAUCUACUUGAUAACAAUCAAGAAACAUCCUACAUGGUUUUAAUAAGUCAAGGCUUUGGGUUGCUGAUUGAAUUGUGGAAAGUAUUCAAAGCGCUAAAGUAUGAACUGGUAUGGACUCCUGGUAACUUGUUACCGAAGUUAGGUCAGCAACAAGUCGAUCAGACUGCAGAGGAGGAUGAAACAGCCAAAUAUGAUGCUAUUGCAUUUAAGUAUUUGAAGUGGCUUUCUUAUCCUUUACUGGGCGGCUAUGCCAUCUAUUCCUUGCUUUACGAUGAGCAUAAGAGUUGGUACUCUUACGUGCUUAAGACUCUGGUGGAAUUUGUAUAUAUGUUUGGUUUCAUCACUAUGCUUCCGCAAUUGUACAUCAAUUAUAGACUCAAGAGUGUUGCCCAUAUGCCUUGGAAGACGUUAAUGUACAAAUCUCUCAAUACGUUCAUUGACGAUCUGUUCGCCUUUGUUAUCAAAAUGCCCACUUUGCACAGACUUGCUUGCCUUCGCGACGACAUUGUAUUUUUUAUCUAUCUAUAUCAACGCCGCAUUUACAAGGUCGAUCAUACUCGUGCAAAUGAAUUCGGUCAAGUUGGUGAUCAAACAGCUGCGAAGGAGGAUGAUAAGGAAUCCAAGAAAAACAAAUAAGCAUAUAUACUCGUGCAAAAGAAUUGUUCGAUAAAGUUUUUAUUUCUCUGUAUUCCAGUUUUCCAUGCUUAUUUCUCGUAUAUUAUAAUACAAUAUAUAGAAAACUAUU